Papaver somniferum (opium poppy) is the source of this 2765-nucleotide messenger RNA. RefSeq lists its product as uncharacterized. Lineage: Eukaryota; Viridiplantae; Streptophyta; Magnoliopsida; Ranunculales; Papaveraceae. The coding region runs from base 22 to 813 and encodes 263 amino acids. The transcript is spliced from 2 exons. The record is from RefSeq and is a predicted model, not a curated record.
GAUUAUCUCUUGUAGCUUAAAAUGGGUAGAGUUUUUGACCGUGGAAAAGAAUCAGAUAGUAUUCAAGGGUUUUAUAAUCAUGUUGGUGAAUCAAUUGUGGAUAUGUUAGGCCUCUUGUUUGCUAAACUGCCUGAGAAUGAAGCUUGGAAUUUACAGGGUGUUGGAACUGAUUUCCUAGUGCAGCUCAAAAGAGGUAAAGUUUUUGAUCGUGGAAAAAGAACUGAACUCAUUAUGGAGUACUCAUAUCUUGCUGGUAAAUAUAGAAUAUGUGAUAUAGUUGCUUCUCAUUCGUUUAUAUUCCUUGUGUGUUUAAAUUUAAUGGAUGGAUACCACAAAAUGUUCAUUCAUGAGUUAGCUCUUGACGAUUCUCUCGAAUUGGGGUAUAUUCCUCCAUUUUUCCUUGCUGCAAACGAAGCUGAUGCUUCCACUGAUGUUGCGAGUUUCAAAUUUAAAGAAAUCGAUGAGGCUGUCGUGAUUGAUUUUGAUAGGAAUAAUCACAUCGACAUGGGUGAAGUUUGUUUUUCUGUUCCAUCUGAUUAUUGUCGAGUUUUAUUUGAUCGUGGAAAGGAUUCCCAACAUAUUACGAGGUUUUCUUUUAUUGGUGAUUUUGAUUAUUUUAGUACUGGUAUGAACUUACAUUCUGAAGAAGUUGCAACACCAGCAAUAGUUGACUUCCUCAAGCUAAAUCAAGCCACAAUUGGCAACGAAAUUGAUUCUGACAGCGAGUAUUGCUUCAACAAGUUUGAAGAGAUUUGCAAACAUUUUUGCGUACUCGAGGAAAUUUUUCAUUCUCUACAGCUAAUUACUAUGUGAUAUUGGGAAGGAUGGCCAGCGGUUGGUUCAAAUGCUUGAUAUGAGGGACGAAGUUUCUCUUCUUUCACAGCUGCAGAUAAUUUGGGUCCCUUACCAUCAAAAUUUUAGCACCAAUUAUGUACCAGCUGGAGUGUUAUCUUUACAACUGUUUCAUUCUCCAAGUACAGCUCAUGUUGUUGUUGGAAUUAAUGUUUAUACUUCUCUGUGUACAACGAGUUACCGAGUAGUAAUUCUCAUUAAGUAUACACACUGGAUAUAUGAUAGAGAUGCUACUUACAGUGAUUCACAUUCCAUUGGUGUUGAUAUUUGGGAAGUCCUCGCAAUGGGAAUUAAGUUUUUGUCUUAUGAUCUUCUGGAGUGCAGGGAAUAGACCUCAUAAGGUGUUUGUUGGAGUUUACUUCACUCUUACGACGCUUGUGAGCUCCUACUGUACCGCAGCUGGCAAUGGAUUUAUACAAAGGCUGAAGAUUGCAAGUUCAGCAGCUGAACUUGUUCGAUCUAAAUUUUGUACUUAUACAUUGAUGUUUGCACUUUCAAGAAGUUGCCUUGGAUUCUUCAGCACAAGUCUCUCCCCGUGCUGUUCAUUGCCUAUUCUUGAAUUCUAUAGUCACUAUAUUCUCCCACAAAACGGUGUCCAGGUACUUCUGAAUUCCAUCAUAAGCACUGGUUCUUCCUACUUGCACUAUGCUCACCAUGAAUUAUAUGAGUGUAUUCGCCUAUGGAGUUCGAAGGGUGGUAAUUGUUUUUCUAUCUACUUUAUUUACAUUUGAUACUUAUUUUAUCGUGGAAAGGGGUUUUCUCGAUCAAUUCUGGAUUCUUACAGUGGGACAUCUAUUUAUGACAUUGUUUUAGACCAUGGGUACCAGCUGGAAUUGUAAAAUGGAUUCAUCUUUGGAAGUUCAAAUGGUUUCCGCCUGCCUUGUGUAGUGUGAGAAACAUUAGCUGGAGUGAUAAUAUUUCUAUAUCCAUGGAGUCCCUUGAAAUAAACUGGAACUCUAGAAGUAAUUGGUUUUGCGAGGCCAAGGUCCAUAAUCAAGUUGUAGCACCCCUCAUGAGAUUUCCCAGAUGGCACCUGGCUGCUGCAAGUAGACUUUUCGGUAUGGUUAAGCAUUCGAGCUGGAUAUCUCCGUACACCUUGCACUGUGGCUGGUAUUCUUGUGGCAACCAACAGAUAAGUCUAUACAAAUGCAAUUCCACUCAAUGCCUUCUUAUUUGUUACAUUUUUAUGUGCGGACUGUCUUAUCAAACGGGGAAAGGGAAUAUCUGUCUCGUUGGUGCACUUGUUUGGAUAAUAGGAAUCCAUUUCAGUCUCGUGAUACUUCAAUAUCCUAAGGCGGUUCGAGUGGGAGUUCUAAUGUCAGAGACUUUCCGAGCUCGACUGAACCUAUUGAAAAGAAGAGGCCAGUGCCAGAUUAUAACAAGGUCAAGGGAGUAGUACGAUGUGGGACAUACUUGGUGAAUUACAAUUUUACUUUAGCUGGCAAGGGAGCAGCACUUCGUAUUCAAGACUUUUGUACAAGACUUGUCAGUUACCAAGGGUGUCUCUUUCUUACUAUCACAGCGGUUUCGGAUCUUGCAUAUGGUUCAACAAUAGCUACAGGGAUAAUGGUCAAUACAACAGUGGCUUCACGUCUUCACAGCUGCACCGCCAGGCUCCAAACCAACUUUUCGUACCUGAAGUUGCCGACUCGCCACUCAUCCUUGAGGACAAGGAUGUUUCGAAGGGGAAGGGAAUGUCAUGUACCUACUAUAUGUGAGAGGGUUCCCCUUAUCGUAUAUGUAUAUGUCUUUAGUAAUAUUGGUAUUUAAUAGUUAAAGAGUGCUAGUUAGUAGUAAGUUGUAUUAGACGGUUUAGAUGUAACCAUCUGGGAGAGUCGUUAGUGUCGGAUGCUGAGUGAUAAACCUAGCUAUAUAAGGCUAGUGCCUCUGUAAUGUGAAGCCUAAUCAAAUUA